AUGGCCGUCACCUCUGCGAUUUCCGACCUGGUGGACUUUGUCUACCAGUCUAUUGAGUCAUUCUUCAAUGGCAUCUACAACAUUAUACACGGCAUACUCAGCACCAUCACUGGGCUGCUCAGCGGCCUCUUGCACACCGUUGGCAACACAAUCAGUGGCGUGGGAUCCGUGAUUAAUUCCAUCACUGCAUUUGUCGCUGGAAACAUUGUACUUAUUGCUGUCGGCGCAGUGCUGGCAUUUUUGUACUUUCGGUCCACUACAACAGGCCAGCGGACAGUGCAGCAAGCCAAGGCAAAACAGUAA
Messenger RNA from Beauveria bassiana ARSEF 2860, 303 nucleotides. RefSeq lists its product as uncharacterized. The coding region runs from base 1 to 303 and encodes 100 amino acids. The record is from RefSeq and is a predicted model, not a curated record. Lineage: Eukaryota; Fungi; Ascomycota; Sordariomycetes; Hypocreales; Cordycipitaceae. The transcript has 2 exons.